AAAAUAUCUUCACACUCAACUUAAGUGAUCAAACAUGGCAUUCAAAUUCGUAGUAUUUGCCGCUUUCGUGGCCGUAGCCCGUGCCGGUGGCUUGGUAGCCCCAGCUUACAGCAGCUAUGCUGCUCCAGCUGUAGUAUCCCACGGAUACGCCGCCCCAGCUUACGCUCACGCCGCCCCAGUAGUAGCCAAAUACUCUGCUGCUCCAGCUGUAGCCACCUCUUACUCUUCCAUCGCCCACUCCGCUCCAGUAGUAGCCAAAUACGCCGCCGCUCCAGUCUACACUCAAUCCUACGCUGCCCCAGCUUACUCUCACGGAUACGCCGCCCCCGCCGUAGCCACCUACGCCGCUCCAAUCGCCAAAGUAGCAUACGCUCCAGUCCAAAAGACCAUCGUCGCUGAAGCUCCAGCCAACUACGACUUUGGUUACUCUGUAAACGACCCACACACCGGAGACAGCAAAUCUGCCCAAGAAACCCGUCACGGAGACUCCGUACAAGGAUCUUACUCCCUCAUCGACGCUGAUGGCACCAAGAGAACCGUAGAAUACACCGCUGACGAACACAACGGAUUCAACGCCGUAGUACACAAAGAACCAGCUCAAGUAGCCGUCAAAGCUAUCCAAAAAGUAGCCGUAGCCGCUCCAGUAGCUCACUACGCUCAUGCCGCUCCAGUAGCUCACUACGCUCAAGCCGCUCCAGUAGCUCACUACGCUCAGGCCGCUCCAGUAGCUCACUACGCUCACGCCGCUCCAGUAGCUCACUACGCUCACGCUGCUCCAGUAGUAGCCAAAUACUCUGCCGCCCCAGCCGUAGCUACCUCCUACUCUUCCAUUGCUCACGCCGCACCAGUAGCUCACUACGCCGCCGCCCCAGCCUACGCGCAAUCCUACGCUGCCCCAGCCGCUCACUCUUACUACCACUAAGUCUUAACUUAGUUAGGCAAUGUAAUGAAUGUCAUAGGUUAUUAAUUUAUUGAAUAAAUGUUAUUCUUUUAAAAUACAAAUUUG
Brassicogethes aeneus is the source of this 1006-nucleotide messenger RNA. Lineage: Eukaryota; Metazoa; Arthropoda; Insecta; Coleoptera; Nitidulidae. The record is from the annotation of a GenBank genome assembly.